Molecule: messenger RNA, 4062 nt
Organism: Amblyraja radiata (thorny skate)
Lineage: Eukaryota; Metazoa; Chordata; Chondrichthyes; Rajiformes; Rajidae
Gene: aqp11
Product: aquaporin 11
Exons: 3
Coding region: 1339-2184 (281 amino acids)
Biological process (GO): transmembrane transport
Cellular component (GO): membrane; cytoplasm
Molecular function (GO): channel activity
Source: RefSeq, a predicted model, not a curated record
GAGAGCGGUGUCCGUCUGACGGACGACAGAGGAGCGGCGGCGGCGGCGGCGGCGGUGGAGCAGGCCCGGGACAGCCCCCACCCCCCCCACACACACACACAGCCAGCACCGUGAGGCCUGCCUCUCUCUACCCGCGUCCCAUCCCAGCGACCUACCCGGCAGUGGGGUUACCGCCACCCCGGGGGGAGGGGAGGGUUAACUGCCCCGUCAGCAGAGUUACCCGCCUUGUCAAGGUGUUUAAUUGCCUCAAGUGAGGGUUUAAACUGCCCCGACAGGAGAGCUAGCCGUGGGUUUAACGGUCUUGUCAGAGCUUUAACCGUCCCUUCACACGGUGAAUUGUCCCAGCUGAGGACUUACGUCCUGUCAAAGGGGUAAUAGUCUCAACUGAGGGUUAAUUGUCCUGUCAAAGGGUUAAUAGUCUCAACUGAGGGUUUAGCUACCCCGUUGGGACUCGGGGUUUUAAUUGUCCUGUGUUAGGUGCUGUCCUGUGCUGUUCCGGAGGGUUUAACUGCCCCUGUCAGAGGGUUCAUUGCCUCAGCUGGUGAAUUAACUAUCACUCUGGGAGUCAGGAGGCUUAACUACCCCUGGCUGGGGGGGGUUCAACUGCCACUGUCAGAGGGUUCAUUGUCUCAACCAAGGGUUUAACUUUACCCUCUGGGAGUAAGGAGAGUUUAACUGCCCCCCCCCCCCCCCAUCCCCAUCAGAGGCUUCACUGUCCUCCCUGAGGGUCAUUUAUCUCAACUGAGUGUUUAACUGCCCCCACCCCACCCAACCCACCACCACCACAUCAGAGGCUUCACUGUCCUCCCUGAGGGUCAUUUGUCUCAACUGAGUGUUUAACUGCCCCUUUGGGAAUUUAACUACCUCUGGCAGAGGUAACUGUCCAGUUGGAGGGUUAAUUGUCUCAACUGCAGGUGUAACUGCCCUGUCAGAGAGUUUAAUUGCCCUGUCAGAAGGUUUAGCUGCCCCAUCAGGAGGGUUUAAACUGCACCAGUUAAGGGUUUGACUGCCCUGUCAGGACAGGAUGGAUUAUUUGCUCCAGCUGAGGGUGUAACUGCCCCCCGCACUUCCUACAGAGAGUGUUAAGCAUUACCCCAAUAGGUUUGCCCCAAUAGAAUAAAGCAUUGCCCCAAAAGGUUUAAACGGUGCCCCAACAGAGGGAAUAAAAGGUUGCAACAGCAGAAGUUUUUCCAUCUUUCGCAGCUUCACCAGCAGAGGGUUUAAAGCCAAGAUCCCUAGCAGAGGGUUUUAAACCUUUCCCUGCCUCAGUUCACCCAGUAGGAUUGUUAUCACCUCUCCACCCCUACCUCACCCUAAGCAGAGUCCACCAGCCUCGCCAUGCAGAACAUCUUGGUCUCCAUGGGCACCGUGGCCAGCACGGUGACAGUGUGCCAGGUACUGCGGCAAAUAGCCAGGGAGUUCCUGAAGCCCCGGUGCGUGAUUGAACGAGGGGGUGGGCUGAGCCAGACACCGCUGCAACUGGCCAUCGAAUUCAUCUCCACCCUGCAGCUGUGCAUCUGCACCCACGAGCUGAGGCUGCUAGGGGAGUCGGGGCUGCUGCCGGGGCUGGGGCCGUCCCUGGUGCUGGUCUACCUCGUCACCCUGGUUCACCUCUCCACCUUUGGCAGCGCCAGCUGCAACCCAGUCAACACUCUGGAGCGCUUCCUCUGCGGGCAGUAUAGUGGGAAGCUGGCCCUGUCCAAGGUGCUGCUGCAAGUACUGGCAGCCUUGGCCGCCCGCCGGGUGACCGAGACUAUCUGGACCCUGCACAUGUCCGACCUACACUGGCACCACUGCCAGAACCACUUUAAGUGCACCUCGGCAAUGAAGACCAGUACCUUAAGCAACGGCAUGUUCGUAGAGUUCUCCUGUGCCUUCAGCCUGAGGGCCGUCAUCGUCCGCUUCCAUCAUCUCUCUGCUAAUCGCAGGAUGUUCUUGGUGGCCGGGUUAAUCACCUUCCUGGUGUUUGCAGCUGGAGGGCUGACGGGAGCCGUGUUCAACCCAGCGCUGGCCUUUUCAAUCACGUUCCAUUGUGACGGAUAUACCUACCUCGAAUACAGCUUCGCUUACUGGCUUGGACCUCUCCUAGGUGCCCUGACAGCUGUGAUGUUGUUUGACAAGAGGAUGGUAUGUUGUGCCAACGCCGCUGUGCAAACUCCGAGGAGCAGCAUGAAGAGAGACUGAAGGGUGAAUGAACGAGGUCGAUCGCAUUAUGAAGCUUUUCCUUCCAUUUCAACUGGGACUUUGAUAAAUGAAGGACUGUAAGCAAGCUGUAUUAAUCGACAGAGGUCUGUAUAACAAUUUUUAGGGAAUCUUUUACAAAAGUUGAGGAAAAUUUCUAACGUAGAUUUUAUUCUGUGGAUCUGUGGUUGUUCCGAGGUUGCUGCUGCCUUGGAGAAGGAGUCUCUUGUCUUAAGAGGCAAGGAUGGGUGCUAACACGAACUACAUCGGUAGAGGCAAACCAUCUUGUCAAUGAAGAAUCUGUCUUAAUAACACAACUGUAAAGCUGCUUAGUUAUAUCCUAGGGGUUGUUGGUCAGCAGAGUUCUAUAGAAACACACUUGUACCACUAGAUUUUAUUGUUUUAUUAAUGUUUGUCCUGUAGCACCUGCUGUUGUUUAUGGACUCAGUGAAUGUGAUGGGGAGAGGGGAGAGGGUCUGCGGCGAGGAGUUGCACUGGUUGGCUGCGUGGGUGCUCCAUUUAGUUGCAGCGUCAGCGUGGGACGGGCAGUGCUGAUGCUGGGCCAGAGGGUUGGAUGGUACAAUUGCAAGGCUGGGUUGCCACGCCUGCAUUCCACAGAGGGAGAGGGAGAGAGAAGGCAAUCACGCGAAGAACCAUCACAGUGGAUAACUUUGGGGUGCAUUGGCACAGUGCCAGGAGUGGGGGUUAGGGGAAGGAUGGUAGGGGAUAGUACACUCACUGUGUCGUGCCAUCUGUGAGCCAAUGAAUUAUGGAUUCACAUAUGAACCAAAAGAAGAGAUAAGCAGUUAGAAAAUAAACUCUCACUUACAAAGGACGUGUUGUUGAUUAGGGUAACUUCCCCAUUAAAUGUGUCUGGAUAGUGAGAUCAUCUGAAAGUUGAAUUUUACUCUCUUAAAUUGAAUUGUGUUUAAUUUAAUCAACAUUUGAACAGUGACUAACAGCCCUUUAACACCCAGACCAUUGUCAGGGUAGUGUCAUUUUUAGAUAUAGUGUAGAAUUUUGUAUUAAUUCAUUCGUUCUCUCAUGUUUGGAAAAGUUAGAGAACUCCUCAAGGGAGUGUGUGGGGGGAGGGGGAUGGAGGGUGCAAUUUUUAUUUGAGAUUAGGAAAAUCAAAUUCUUCCAAUGGCUCAACUAACAGCACAGUGGCUCAGUGAAAGUUCUGCUGCCUUACGGCGCCAGAGACCCCGGUUCAAUGCUGUCUGCACGGAGAUUUGUACGUUCUCCCUGUGACCACGUGGGUUUUCUCUGGGUACUGCAUCCCAAAAAGGUACAGGUUUGUAGGUUAAUUGGCUUUGCUAAAAUUGUAAAUUGUCCCUAGUGUGUAGGAUAGUGCUAGUGUACGGGGUGAUUGCUGUUCGGCGCGGACUCGGUUGGCCGAAGGGCCCGUUUCCGCGCUGUUUCUCAAGUCUAAAAGGUGAGCAGGCAGUUCAGUGGGAUAGCCACUGCGCAAACCGGAAUAAUUAUCGGUCUGGGUUCCAAUGUCAGUCUUCAGCUUUCGAGAGGUUGUACUCACUCCUGGAAGAAACUGAGGUCAGACUCUAGUCCAGGCUUUUAUAAUUCGGCAACGCAUCAGAAAGCACCUGAUACCCAUUGUAGGGAACUGUGAGUUACACCAGCCUAUGGACACUGAAAAUGUGAUUUAUAGCUGCUGGAUAAUGAAUUCCGGGAAUGCAGGAAGGUAACUGGAAACAAAGUCAUAUUUGAUAGAGAUGGGGACUAUACCUGAAGGUUUCAGGUGAGAUCCGUUAGACUCUUCCUGACCUGGUGAUGCAUUUUCACUGUAUAUUCCGAUUAAAUGACCAUUCCUUGACACUUUGGAACCACGUUGAUGAGUAAAUGUUUUGAAAUUGUUUAAGAUUA